Pongo pygmaeus (Bornean orangutan) is the source of this 6177-nucleotide messenger RNA. Its product is annotated as fer-1-like protein 4. Gene Ontology annotation, biological process: plasma membrane organization. The coding region runs from base 517 to 6072 and encodes 1851 amino acids. Lineage: Eukaryota; Metazoa; Chordata; Mammalia; Primates; Hominidae. Gene Ontology annotation, cellular component: membrane. The record is from RefSeq and is a predicted model, not a curated record. The transcript has 43 exons.
ACAAGAAAAAUUCACUGUGGUCAAGAAGCAGAUAUCGGUGAGCUGUUCCGAUGGCCCCACUAUGGGGCUCCACUGGCUGGGGAGUGUCUGUCUGUGCAGGUGGUCAACUGCAGCCGUGUAUUCAGCCCUAGGCCUCUAGGGACCCUGGUGAUCUCCCUGCAGCAGCUACAGAAUGCUGGGCAUUUGGUGCUACGGGAAGCCCUAGUGGAUGAGAAUCUUCGAGUGUCCCCGAUCCAGGUGGAGCUUGACCUGAAGUACCAGCCCCCAGAGGGCGCUAUUGGAGCCUGGUCAGAGGAGGACUUUGGGGCACCCAUCCAGGACAGCUUGGAGUUAAUCGUCCCCAAUGUGGGCUUCCAGGAACUGGAGCCUGGGGAGGCCCAGCUGGAGCGGCGGGCAGUGGCUCUAGGCCGCAGGCUAGCUCGAAGCCUAGGCCAGCAGGACGAUGAGGAGAAUGAGCUGGAGCUUGAGCUGGAGCAGGACCUGGAUGAUGAGCCUGACGUGGAACUUUCUGGUCUUAUGUUCAGCCCCCUCAAGAGCCGCACCAGGGCUCUGGCCCAUGGGGAUCCCUUCCAGGUGUCCAGAGCUCAAGACUUCCAGGUACAACUCUUUUUUCAGGGCCUAACCCUUGGGAGUACUUCCUCUUCUGGCACGCAUGUUCUUUCCCUCCACCCAGGCAGGUCUGGCUUCCUUUCCUCAUCCUUCUGUACCUCUCAGGUGGGAGUCACAGUGCUGGAAGCCCAGAAACUGGUUGGAGUCAACAUUAACCCCUAUGUGGCCGUGCAAGUGGGGGGGCAGCGCCGUGUGACCGCCACACAGCGUGGGACCAGUUGCCCCUUCUACAAUGAGGUGGCUGCCACCACAGAAGAGGGCGAGCCUGACAGAAUGGGAGGGGUUGAUUACUUCUUGUUCGAAUUUCAUGACACAUGGCUUCGCCUCCAAGACUUGCUGCUGGAGAUCACGGCUUUCCAUUCGCAGACCCUCCCCUUUAUGGCCACCCGGAUAGGCACCUUCAGGAUGGACCUGGGCAUCAUCUUGGACCAGCCAGAUGGCCAAUUCUACCAAAGAUGGGCUCCGCUGCAUGAUCCCCAGGAUACCCGCGCCGGGACCAAGGGUUUCGUUAAGGUCACCUUGUCCGUGAGGGCGCGCGGGGACCUGCCCCCUCCAAUGCUACCCCCGGCCCCAGGGCACUGUUCGGACAUCGAGAAGAACCUGCUCCUGCCGCGCGGGGUGCCCGCCGAGAGGCCGUGGGCGCGGCUCCGCGUGCGCCUGUACCGCGCCGAGGGGCUUCCUGCGCUGCGCCCGGGGCUGCUGGGCAGCCUGGCUCGCGCCCUGCACGACCAGCGCGUCCUGGUGGAGCCCUAUGUGCGGGUGUCUUUCCUGGGGCAGGAGGGCGAGACGUCGGUGCGCGCCGAGGCGGCGGCGCCCGAGUGGAACGAGCAGCUGAGCUUCGUGGAGCUCUUCCCGCCGCUGACGCGCAGCCUCCGCCUGCAGCUGCGGGACAACGCGCCCCUGGUCGACGCGGCCCUCGCUACGCACGUGCUGGACCUGAGGCGGAUCUCCCAUCCGGGCCGCGCGGCGGGGUUUAACCCUACCUUCGGCCCGGCCUGGGUGCCCCUCUAUGGCUCGCCCCCCGGCGCGGGGCUCCGGAAUGGUCUUCAAGGUCUCAACGAAGGCGUUGGCCAAGGCAUUUGGUUCCGCGGCCGCCUUCUGCUGGCUGUGUCCAUGCAGGUGUUGGAAGGGAGAGCUGAACCUGAGCCUCCCCAGGCCCAGCAGGGGUCCACGUUGUCCCGGCUCACCCGAAAGAAGAAAAAGAAAGCCAGAAGGGAUCAGACCCCAAAGGCGGUUCCGCAGCACGUGGACGCCAGCCCCGGUGCCGAGGGGCCUGAGAUUCCCAGUGCCAUGGAGGUGGAGGUGGAGGAGCUGCUGCCGCUGCCAGAGAAUGUCCUGGCGCCCUGUGAAGAUUUCCUGCUUUUCGGUGUGCUCUUCGAGGCCACCAUGAUCGACCCCGCCGUGGCCUCCCAGCCCAUCAGCUUCGAGAUCUCCAUUGGUCGCGCAGGCCGUCUGGAGGAGCCAUUGGGCCGAGGGUCCAGGGCCGGGGAGGGAACUGAGGGUGCAGCUAUGGAGGCUCAGCCUCUGCUGGGAGCCAGGCCAGAGGAGGAGAAAGAGGAGGAAGAACUGGGGACCCCUGCUCAGCGGCCUGAACCCAUGGACGGCAGCGGGCCGUACUUCUGCUUGCCUCUCCGUCACUGCAAGCCAUGCGUGCAUGUGUGGAGUUGCUGGGAGGACCACACCUGGCGCCUGCAGAGCAGCAACUGCGUGCGCAAAGUGGCUGAGAGGCUGGACCAGGGGCUACAGGAGGUUGAGAGACUGCAGCGCAGGCCGGGGCCUGGCGCCUGUGCACAGCUCAAGGAGGCACUGGAAGUGCUGGUGGCUGGGAGCAGACAGUUUUGCCGCGGCGCCGAGCGCAGGACGAUGACCCGGCCCAAUGCCCUGGAUCGAUGCCGAGGGAAACUCCUGGUGCACAGCCUGAACCUUUUGGCUAAGCAAGGACUGCGACUUCUACGUGGCCUGAGACGGGGCAAUGUGCAAAAGAAGGUGGCUUUGGCCAAGAAGCUCCUGGCAAAACUGCGCUUUCUGACUGAGGAGCCCCAGCCACCCCUCCCCGACGUGCUGGUCUGGAUGCUCAGCGGGCAGCGCCGCGUGGCCUGGGCCCGGAUCCCUGCCCAGGAUGUGCUGUUCUCUGUGGUUGAGGAGGAACGGGGCCGAGACUGUGGGAAGAUCCAGAGUCUAAUGCUCACGGCACCUGGGGCAGCCCCUGGUGAGGUCUGUGCCAAGCUGGAGCUCUUCCUGUGGCUGGGCCUGGGCAAGCAAGCCAAGGCCUGCACCUCUGAGCUGCCCCCGGAUUUGCUGCCCGAGCCUUCGGCUGGGCUGCCCUCCAGCCUACACCGGGACGACUUUAGCUACUUCCAACUCCGGGCUCACUUGUACCAGGCCCGAGGUGUGUUGGCAGCAGAUGACAGUGGCCUCUCGGACCCCUUUGCUCGAGUCCUCAUCUCUACCCAGUGCCAGACCACACGGGUCCUGGAGCAGACGCUGAGCCCUCUGUGGGAUGAACUCCUGGUAUUUGAGCAGUUGAUUGUGGACGGGAGGAGGGAGCACCUGCAGGAGGAGCCUCCAUUAGUGAUCAUCAAUGUCUUUGACCACAAUAAGUUUGGCCCCCCUGUGUUCCUGGGCAGGGCACUGGCCGCCCCGAAGGUAAAGCUGAUGGAGGACCCAUACCAACGCCCGGAGCUGCAGUUCUUCCCCCUGAGGAAGGGACCCCGGGCAGCUGGAGAGCUCAUUGCUGCCUUUGAACUCAUUGAACUGGACUACAGUGGCCGACUUGAGCCCUCAGUGCCCAGUGAUGUGGAGCCCCAGGAUCUGGCACCCCUGGUCGAGCCCCACUCUGGACGCCUGUCCCUUCCACCCAAUGUGUGCCCAGUGCUCAGGGAGUUCCGUGUUGAGGUGCUGUUCUGGGGUCUUAGGGGCCUUGGUCGUGUGCAUCUGUUCGAGGUAGAGCAGCCCCAGGUUGUACUGGAGGUAGCUGGGCAACGUGUGGAGUCUGAGGUCCUGGCCAGCUACCGUGAGAGCCCCAAUUUCACUGAGCUUGUCAGGCAUCUGACAGUGGACUUGCCGGAGCAGCCUUACUUGCAGCCCCCACUCAGCAUCUUGGUGAUUGAGCGCCGGGCCUUUGGCCGCACAGUCCUUGUGGGUUCCCACAUUGUCCCCCACAUGCUGCGAUUCACAUUUCGGGGUCAUGAGGAUCCUCCUGAGGAGGAAGGAGAGAUGGAGGAGACAGGGGAUAUGAUGCCCAAGGGACCUCAAGGACAGAAGUCCCUGGAUCCCUUGUUGGCUGAAGCGGGUAUAUCCAGACAGCUCCUGAAGCCUCCUCUGAAGAAGCUCCCACUAGGAGGCCUCCUGAAUCAAGGCCCUGGGCUGGAGGAGGACAUCCCAGAUCCAGAAGAGCUCGACUGGUGGUCCAAGUACUACGCAUCGCUGCAGGAGCUCCAGGGGCAGCACAACUUUGAUGAAGAUGAAAUGGAUGAUCCUGGAGAUUCAGAUGGGGUCAACCUCACUUCUAUGGUUGGGGAGAUCCAAGACCAGGGUGACGCUGAAGUCAAAGGCACUGUGUCCCCCAAAAAAGCAGUUGCCACCCUGAAGAUCUACAACAGGUCCCUGGAGGAAGAAUUUAACCACUUUGAAGACUGGCUGAAUGUGUUUCCUCUGUACCGAGGGCAAGGGGGCCAGGAUGGAGGUGGAGAAGAGGAAGGAUCUGGACACCUUGUGGGCAAAUUCAAGGGCUCCUUCCUCAUUUACCCUGAAUCAGAGGCAGUGUCAUUCUCUGAGCCCCAGAUCUCCCGGGGGAUCCCACAGAACCGGCCCAUCAAGCUCCUGGUCAGAGUGUAUAUUGUAAAGGCUACCAACCUGGCUCCUGCAGACCCCAAUGGCAAAGCAGACCCUUAUGUGGUGGUGAGCGCUGGCCGGGAGCGGCAGGACACCAAGGAACGCUACAUCCCCAAGCAGCUCAACCCCAUCUUUGGAGAGAUCCUGGAGCUAAGCAUCUCUCUCCCAGCUGAGACAGAGCUGACGGUCGCCAUAUUUGAUCAUGACCUCGUGGGUUCUGACGACCUCAUCGGGGAGACUCACAUUGAUCUGGAAAACCGAUUCUAUAGCCACCACAGAGCAAACUGUGGGCUGGCCUCCCAGUAUGACAUGGAUGGUUACAAUGCCUGGCGUGAUGCAUUCCGGCCUUCGCAGAUCCUGGCGGGGCUGUGCCAACGCUGUGGUCUCCCUGCCCCUGAAUACCGAGCCGGUGCUGUCAAGGUGGGCAGCAAAGUCUUUCUGACACCACCGGAGACCCUGCCCCCAGGCAGCAGCAGCCCCUCAGUGGCGAGUGGGGACCCUGAAGAGGCCCAGGCAUUGCUUGUGCUGCGGCGCUGGCAGGAAAUGCCGGGUUUUGGGAUCCAGCUGGUACCCGAGCAUGUAGAAACCAGGCCUCUCUACCAUCCCCACAGCCCAGGGCUGCUGCAGGGAUCUCUUCACAUGUGGAUUGACAUCUUUCCUCGAGAUGUGCCUGCUCCACCCCCAGUUGACAUCAAGCCUCGGCAGCCAAUCAGCUAUGAGCUCAGAGUUGUCAUCUGGAACACGGAGGAUGUGGUUCUGGAUGACGUGAAUCCACUCACCGGAGAGAUGUCGAGUGACAUCUAUGUGAAGAGCUGGGUGAAGGGGCUGGAGCAUGACAAACAGGAGACAGACGUUCACUUCAACUCCCUGACUGGGGAGGGGAACUUCAAUUGGCGCUUUGUGUUCCGCUUUGACUACCUGCCCACCGAGCGGGAGGUGAGCGUCCGGCGCCGGUCUGGACCCUUUGCCCUGGAGGAGGCUGAGUUCCGGCAGCCUGCAGUGCUGGUCCUGCAGGUCUGGGACUAUGACCGCAUCUCUGCCAAUGACUUCCUUGGAUCCCUGGAGUUGCAGCUAUCAGACAUGGUGCGUGGGGCCCGGGGCCCCGAGCUCUGCUUUGUGCGGCUGGCCCACGAUGGGGCCGGGCCAAGGUGCAAUCUGUUUCGCUGCCGCCGCCUGCGGGGCUGGUGGCCGGUAGUGAAGCUGAAGGAGGCAGAGGAUGUGGAGCGGGAGGCGCAGGAGGCUCAGGCUGGCAAGAAGAAGCGAAAGCAGAGGAGGAGGAAGGGCCGGCCAGAAGACCUGGAGUUCACAGACACGGGUGGCAAUGUGUACAUCCUCACGGGCAAGGUGGAGGCAGAGUUUGAGCUGCUGACUGUGGAGGAGGCCGAGAAACGGCCAGUGGGGAAGGGGCGGAAGGAGCCAGAGCCUCUGGAGAAACCCAGCCGCCCCAAAACUUCCUUCAACUGGUUUGUGAACCCGCUGAAGACCUUUGUCUUCUUCAUCUGGCACCGGUACUGGCGCAUCCUGGUGCCGCUGCUGCUACUGGCGCUGCUCACUGUCUUCCUCCUCCUGGUCUUCUACACCAUCCCUGGCCAGAUCAGCGAGGUCAUCUUCCGUCCCCUCCACAAGUGACUCUCGCUGACCUUGGACACUCACCCAGGGUGCCAACCCUUCAAUGCCUGCUCCUGGAAGUCUUUCUUACCAAUGUGAGCUACCCCUUCCUCUGAAUAAACCUAU